This is a messenger RNA of Schistosoma guineensis, 351 nucleotides long. The record is from the annotation of a GenBank genome assembly. Lineage: Eukaryota; Metazoa; Platyhelminthes; Trematoda; Strigeidida; Schistosomatidae.
AUGGUCAGAGGAAGUGCACGAAUUAAAGCUGGUGGUAUAAAUAUGGCUCAAGAUGGUCCACAAAUUAUCAAACCUCUAACAUUAAAUAUGAGUUUAUUUCAAUUUUUAAGAACUGGUUAUUUUGAAAAAGAUCUAUUAACUUAUUGUGCUAAUCGUCUUGCUGAAUAUUCAUGUAUAUAUUGGCUUGAUCCUACAGUGAAUGGAAAUAGUGAUUCAAUGGAAUCGAACUUAGCGUUUACAACAAUGACUAGUCGUCAAAUCGAUUUAACGUCCAAUGAAAGUUUCACACUUCUAUUUAGUAUCAGAAUAGGACAAACAACAGUUAAGAACUCUCUAUCUGAUUUACAUUGA